AUGGCUGAUUAUGCAACUGCAAACAAUAUGGAGAUUAAGCACCUCUCGACCAUCGCCAACGACGUCGUUCGGAGAUGCGCCCAAAAGCUCGAUGCUUCUGUUUCGUCGCUGGUCGAAGAGUUCGAGAAGGAGUGGGAGCCUCAGAUGGCAGGCUACUCGAGGAAGUUGGUAGAAUUUUGCUGCUCGAGAGCGCUUAUGGUGAUGUGUGUUGCUAUAGAUGAAAAUAUAACUAAUGGCACCUUUAGCCGCUUCACAUUCGAUAUGAUGCUUGCUUGGGAGGUGCCGAGCUCAGCAGACGAAGAAUCUCGUAAUGAGUGUGUGGCGAAAGAGAACGAGGAGAAGAAGGUUCCUGUUGUGGCCGAUGAGCUACACGACGAUGUUUCACUUUUCUAUUCAGAUCUCAUGCCGCUCCUCGUCGACCGAGAGCCGAAUGUGGGGGAAGAUGCAUUUGUGUGGUUAGGAACACUUGUUCCAUUGGUUGUUGAAAUGGUCAAUGGUAGAUUUACGUUCGAGACAUUAACUGCGCCAACCGGAAACCGACUCCAUUUUCCGGCUUACGACAAAUUCUUGAAAGAAAUUCACGGAUGCGUAAAGCAUUUACAGAAGCAAGAAACUCCGAGGGGAGUCGAGUUCUUGGACGAUGAAUUUAUACUCCACGUCGAGGGGACUGUGAAUUCUCAAAGAGUGGUUCGCCAUAUUGGAGGAACUAGUUGGCCUGGCAGAUUGACGCUGACCAAUUACGCCCUUUACUUCGAGGCAUCGGGCAUCGUUUCAUAUGAAGACGCACUAAAACUCGACCUCUCAAAGGACUCGGAACAGAGUGUGAAACCCACAGCGACAGGUCCUUGGGGUGCUCCUCUAUUCGACAAAGCUAUCGUUUACGAAUCUUCUGAAUUGCAAGAAGGCAUUAUCCUAGAGUUCCCGGAGGUUACAAGUUCGACCAGGCGAGACCAUUGGCUGGCCCUCGUCCGGGAAAUCAUACUCCUGCACAGGUUUCUUUCAAAGUAUAAAGUGGACCCCACCUUUCAUGCCUGGGAGAUGCAUUCGAGGACAAUACUCGGCAUCGUGCGCCUCCACGCGGCCCGCGAGAUGCUCCGCAUUUCGCCGCCUCUCUCCAAGAGCUUCCUCAUAUUCACCCUUCUCGACGACCUUCCAAAGGGGGAUUACGUGCUCGAGGAGCUUGCCGGAAGCCUCGGGAGGUCCGGUGGUGGGGCCCACCCGUGCAGCGCCAGCUCCAUCCUCAGGAAUCUCAACGUCUCCCGGCCCUCGUGCCCGGUCGAGCCUCGGCGGGAAAUUGUUGGUGGUGAUGAUAACAACAAAGAUAUGUCGUCUUUGGAGAGCGCGAUAAACCAGGCGCGUGAGGAGGGGAAGGAGAUGGAAGUUGCUAGAGCUAGUGCCGAGGGCCUUAAGGUUGAUGGCAUUAGUGAGAGUGCACAAGUGCUUAUGGGGCUACUUGAACCAGUUAAGAGCGAAGUCCCCAAGUUGCUAGGGGUUUUCACAUGGGAACGGCCCCUGGCCACGUCUAUUGUCAUUGUUUCGGCUAUGGUGGUCAUCUACAAAGAGUGGGUGGGGCCGGCGGUAUCGAGUUUCUUGUUGUGGGCAGUUGCGAAGAUGAUGUGGGCAAGGUAUGAGAGGAUGUACGAAAAGAAAAACAAGGUCGUGAUCCAUACCGGGUCGGAUCAGACAGCCAUGGAAAGCAUUGUGUCGGCUCAGCAGGGGCUAAGGACCCUGCAUGAGAUACUUCGGGAGACGAAUAUAGCAUUACUUAAAAUAUGGUCUAUUAUGCUCUCUAAAGCUCCAAGAGUAAGUUGCACCACCUCACAUUCCACAUUUUUAAGUUUUAAGAUUUUUCAUACGAAUACGGUCAUGAUGAUCUUGACUUGUUCUGCGGUUGUGUUGGCUGUGGUCCCGUUCAAGGUCAUCUUGAUGGUCGCUGUUUUGUACGGUUUUGUGAUGACAUCAAAAAUUGGGAAACGUCUCCAGAGUGAUCCAGGCAACCGUCGUUUGAGAGAAUGGUGGGACUCGAUUCCUGUGGUCCCCGUCGAGUUUGUGGACAAGGAAGCAGUCGGAGUAAAUAGGGAGGCAAAGUGCAAUAUCCAGAACAAGGGGAAAGGAGAUGGGAAUGUGUGGAAGUAUGGAGGAUGA
This is a messenger RNA of Striga hermonthica, 2145 nucleotides long. NCBI's taxonomy places the organism in Eukaryota, Viridiplantae, Streptophyta, Magnoliopsida, Lamiales, Orobanchaceae. The record is from the annotation of a GenBank genome assembly.